Leptidea sinapis is the source of this 6015-nucleotide messenger RNA. RefSeq lists its product as uncharacterized. The transcript has 2 exons. The record is from RefSeq and is a predicted model, not a curated record. Lineage: Eukaryota; Metazoa; Arthropoda; Insecta; Lepidoptera; Pieridae. Bases 548 to 3451 code for a protein of 967 amino acids.
CGCGCUCCGUCACCGCACGCCGCGGCUGCGCCCCGUCUUCCUCUGGGCUCGCCAGCUCGACGGGACCGUGCAGGAAGUUCGUUGUGAAGACUACGAUCCCCGGAACCGUAUCCGGAUAGCUAGAACCCCGCUCGGUUGGAGAGUCAUCCCGCGGACCGAGAUAUUCAAUUCUAUUAGAGUUCCCCCGCCACCCCCCGCGACCUCCCGUCGCCGGAUUCGCAGAGAACGGCGGCGACGCAAGCGCCGCGGUCGCCUGCGACGACGAGCUCAUUCUUCGAGCACCCCGGCGGAAGUGCCCCCGCCGGCCCCCGCCGUCCCUUGCGCGAGUGCCGAGAACCACUGGUCAACCCCAGACAUAGAGACGCACAUUCCAUCUCACACGAUAGCGGUGCCGCGACCGUUACCGCCCGUCGCCGCGACGCCGCUCGACAACCUCCUGGCUGUCGCCGAGUUGGAGUUCAACCAGCAGCGAAACGAGGAGUCCCUUAUCCCGAUCAGUCCGUCAUCGUACGGGUUCCUGCCACCCGAGGAGUCCGCGCCCGACGAGAUGUCUUACGAUAUGGGCCAACAGAAGGUGACAGAUGAAAUAUUCUAUGAGCGUAAAGUCCCCUCCGAACGUAACGAUGAUUUUACGACAGACAUCUCCGAACACAAGGAUCUGUUCGAGACAAUCAGUGAAGCGCACUAUCUCCCGGAACUAGCCGGACCACACGACGAAGCGCUAUUAGAAUCUCUGGUGGAAAAAGGCUGUGAAGACAAUCAGAUUUUAGGGCAGGCGCUUGAUAAACUCGCACACCUAGUACACAGUUCCGGUGAUUAUCCGGAUCCAGAAAACGAUAAUAUGUAUUUGGGACAUGCACCAGUGUCUGAUAUAAUAGAAAGAUUGGAGCAAUCACUAGGAUCCCCCAGUCGCAGCAGUAUGACGGCUGCGCAAGGUUUGUUACAUUUGCACCAUAUAGGUGACCACCUUCAACAAUCGGAAGGCCCGCAGAUUGAUACCCAAGAUUAUAUCUCUGAUGAAGUUUUCGUAUCGCAAGGUACUACUCAAUGCACACUUGAGACUGAAACUGCUGGGAAUGAGAUACAAAAUGGUGAUGCAAUGAAGAACAUGCAAUACAAUGACAAAGGUGAAAAGGGGCUAGAAGAUAAUAUCAGUGUUAGUGACGUUAUGUUCCCAGACCAAGUACCAGAUUCAAACCACACAUACGAAACUAGCCACUCCCAUGACCAACAUCCUUUACCAGAUCAAAGUGAAAUUGCAUUGUCUAACGAUGGUGAUGAUGAUAUGUGUAUAAAUGAUACAUCUAAGUUUGAGAAGAGUGAGGCUGAAGCCAUGACAAAUGAUGAUAAAGACAUAAGUAUAGAAGAAACGGAAAUUGCGCUUUUUGAGGUAAAACAAGAAGAACUUGGUACUAAUGAAGAUAGUUCGCUUCCCACUGACCUAAGUAUACAGACUGUAGAGGAUUCUCCUAGUCCUGUAACAUUACCACAGGAUGAGGUAACGACCGGUUUAGAAGACAAUGCAUCAAAUAAAAGCGAUGAACAACCAAAGGAUUUAAGCGUACACAAGAGGCUGUCAACACCAAUGUCAUCUCCGAGGCGACUUGAGCUGCCCCGGGCGCCUUCUAGAGAGUCUGAUGCGAUGCAGUCGCCGCAGCCGAGCGGGAUCCCCGCUAUCCCUUCCUCACCAGAAAUAUUCACAAUGCCGCUCACGAAAAGUAAACAAACACUAUUUUUGGAGACGCUUCUGUCAUCACCUUCGCCAAAGAUGUACACAUCCGAAGUGACGAUAACAAAACAACAAUGUGAACCAUUGAAUCUAGGAAAACACAGAAAGUCGGCAAGUCCUACUGUCUCUAGUUGUUCUGAUGAAAUAAAGAAAGUGUGUAAAGGUUUCGGAGAGCCCCACGAGAAGAAGAUAAGACGGGAUUCAGUAGAUGAUUUAGCUAAGAUAAGUAAAGUUUUUAGUAAGUGUAACGAUGACAGUGUAUCAAAAAAGUUAGAGCGACAGCAUAGCAAGGCUAAUGAUGGAAAUGCACCGCUACAGCAGUUGAAUAUGUUAAAGUCGAGAUCCGACUUCACACUUCCUGAUCCUCUAUUAAUUCCGAAGGACAGGCUUGAGGCUAUAUUGGCAGCGCCUUGUCGCGAGAUACCUGCCCUGCUCAUACAGAGACCGGAACUUAGGCUCCCGGCGACGUUUGCUUUCCCGGCUAUCCUGCAAGAUCCGGAUAUACUCGUCAUAUCACUAACACAGCUAGAACAUAUAUUGAUGGAAAGAGAGUCCAAAUCGCUAGCAUCACCAAAAUUAAAAGAUAGUAAACAUUCGUCGUCAAAGAGUAGUUCCAACGUAGAGAAAGCGAACACUCCACAACCCGACCAGAUGAGCCAACCCAAGCCGAUACCAUCCAUCAACGCGCUCGCCGGGGAUAUUGACGCGGCCACGUCUGCCGCUUUGAACCAGAUGCUAUGGCUGCCGUACCUCAGCCAGCUCGAGGCGAUGGCGGCCUGCUCGCAGAACAUGGACUUCAUCAAAGCGUUGAACUCGUCAGGAUACAACCCUGCUAAUUACGCUGAUAUAUCUCAGAUGUUCAAUCCUGCCACUCGCUUCAUGGGGUCGGGAGGGUUCCCCAUGAUGCCAUCUAUGGAGUACGAUAAUCGCAUGCAGCUAGCGAUGUGGCAGGAGGCCAUGUCGCAUGCGAAUGCCUCUGGUACUCACAGAACUAAGACGGCGACUGUCGCAGAACAAUUGAAGGAGUUGUCGAAGUCUGGCGACGUUCAAAAUCCGCACGUGCACUCGACUAAGAACCAGCAAAGCAAAGUGCACUCGGCUGCUCGGACCAGCCCCAUCGCGCAGAGCUACGGCAGCCAGCGCGCCGCGGCGCACGCGCACUUCCUACAGGGCAUGUACCCCGGGGGAAGCGGCGGUGCAAGACCGGGCAUGCAGCUACCCGGGCUUCAGAUCCCGUACUUCAACCAACAAAUGAUGGGCAGUCAGCGGUCGCCGCGCAGUCAGCAGAAGAGGCCGAGCUCGCCGUACUACCCGAACAACAACUACCUGCAGUCAGUGAAGCAGUCUGAGGCUGGUCAGCAGCGCAGUGGCAGCGCCAGCUCGCAGGAGUCUCCACGUCCAAGGAUCAGCGUCAGGUCACUGCAGAACCUGCUGGAGCCGAGUGCGAGCGGCGGUGGCGCGGGGCGGCGAGGGUCGAGCGUCUCGCUGGCGGGGCGGCGGCGCGAGGAGCCCGAGGUCGGCAGCACCACGCCGCUGGGGGAGCCGCAGCUGCCGGCUGGUCUGCCCCCGGCCGCCGCGCCCGCCGCACACCCGCUGCCACCACACCACCCGCAUCACCCGCACGACCCCGCCUCCUUCCAUCUCUGGCAUCCACUAUUCGGCAAUCAAAAGAGCUACAACAGCCCGUGGAGUUGGACGACCGUGACGGCCACGGGCGACUGACCGCGAGCGCCGCGCGGGCCCCAGCCGCCGCCCGCGCAAUGACCGCGCCCCCUGGCGGCCGACACAGUGCUGCGUGACAGUUGACAGUGACACUUGACACAACCAGCAACAGACUAUCACGAAACAAUCCGUGGUCCUUUGUACCGUACCUACCUUCGUAUUGUAAGAAACAACCCGUCAAACUUAAUAGUGUCGAGUUGUGUGUCAUAUACCUAACAAUGUAGACGAAAGGCUAACAUUAUUUUUCUAUGUUCUAUAGUGAAUUGGAUUAUAUUAUUAUGAUAAUUGAUAUUGUAUUUAGUUCCCACUUUAGAUACCUACUGGGUUAGCGUCGGAACUAGGGAUGUGCCGACGGUGACAGUACAUCGAUCGCUUUACAAUUUAUGACCAUAUUCAACAAAAUGGGCUGAGUACAUUUUCACAGUCGGUGCAUCAUUAGGCAGACUCUAUUGAUGAGCGAAUUGUUCCGUCCGAACGCUGAACCACACAACACUCUGUGUUCACACAACCCUUGUAUACUCUAAGAGCUACCACGAUCAAGUUUCGAAUACCUAAUAAUAAUAAGAGUUUAGCAACAACUAUUAACCCAAUAAUAUACAGAAAUAACUUAUAUGGUGUGUGAUUAGCAGCGUGCUGUGUGAAGUAACAUACAGUUGUAAUCCAUUAUGGCGAUGGAACUUAGCGACGAACUAAUGUGCAUUUCAUUGUUAUUAUUUCAGUGUAAUUAAUAUACGCAUAAUACGUAUUGCCUAUGUGAAGCGGCCACGGGUCGCGUUCACAAACAAACAGUGCAAUCCUCCAUUUAUGUAUGUAUGGUAGUUAGACAAGUGAAGGUGCAUCACUAGAUCGACACGGGCAUCACAGUACGUGCAGUCACGGUCACGUGACGCGAGUAGCGACCGCGAGCGUGACACGCCGUGACACGUCACUAACCGUUAUGUAGUCUAUACAGAAUUGUUAGACAUAAUUGUUAGAUCAGUAGGCACACGUUUUACAAAUCUUGAUCUGUCAUAGUAAUAUGAUAUAACGGUUGUAACCAAGAUGUCGCUAUAUGUAUAAUUUGUAAAGACUUCAAUAUUUCAUACAGUUGAGUGUUGUGCAUCUUUUAGCUAAUAUUACCUAAUAUCGGGAUAGAAAACAAGUUAUCUACAAGUUUCGGACGCGAAGCGAACGUAAAUCGCAUCAACUUAACCGAAACAUUGAUAUUUUACUGUUCCUUUGCUUGUAUUGAAAAAAAAAAUGUUAAUUGUAAUUAUUUCUAUUGUUACAUUUUUUAAGUUGUAUUUUAUGGAAUGUAUCGUUACUGUAAAUAUGUUAUUAUUUCACAGUUCUCAUCGUACGAUCUCCGGCAAAUGCAUGAGUACUCGUAAGUUAGUGAGAGAGCGAGCGAACGUGCACGACCGACACUAUCAUAAUCAUUACGUGAGAUAGAGUCAAAAAACGAAUUAUGUUGUCUCAAUAUUUUUAAUAUAAAUUAAUAGACCUUUAUUAACUAACUAGAAAAAACCCACAACGGUAUGUAAAAUUACAUAAAGAAAGGCUUCAAAUACAUAAUAUUGUAGUAAUCUAAAAUACCAUAGAAGGAUGUCUGUAGACACGCUAUAUACAUAUCAUAUACACUGCUGUUUUUUCAAUUACCAUAAAAGAGAACUAGUUUAUCAGUUACCAUUACAGAACACAUGGGUAUCUGAGAAAAAAAACAUCAAAAAAUUGUUCAACGAAAAUAGCAAAACAUUGACAUAUUUUCAUUAACAAUUUAAUUCAUAAAUCACUAGGCAAAUGUAACUUCGCGUCUCCUGUCCCUUUCCUGGCCUCGCGAUUUGUUAGUGAUAAAUAUGUACAUAAUUUUAGGCAGGAUGUAACAGUUCUGUGACUGUCCAGUAUAAAAGAUAGUGCAUAUUUACGGUCUCUACAUUAUUCAACCUUUUAUUUUUCUUUUUGAUAAUUUAAAUCUAGCAGUGUAUAUAAUAGGACUUCAUUCAGUUUACAUGAUGACGGUACCGUUCGCCACCUCGCUCUCAACAUAGUAUCUAUAGUCCUGCUGUAUGUGUUAAAGCCACACGAAUACAGUAACAGACGUAGUGUAACGGUCGCACUAACACAAACAUGGGUCGUGUAAUGUUUAGCUGAGGAUAAUAUUUAUUUUGUUAUUUAAGUUAACUAAUUUUAUUGUUUACGUUAAUUUUCUUGUAAACUUUAUCUGUUUUAGAGAGUAAGUAUCAAUCACACGCGAGGGUGCAGGCGCGUGAUCGUCACUCCAUCACAACUUUGCACGCGUCAUUCGACCGUGACAUUACCCGCGCCUAUUGACCGCGACGUCAAAGUGACGAUAUCGACGCCCGUGCCCUUGCGCCUGACUGAAAAUCGCGACUCACUAUUCCGAAACGUUUCCUCGUGUUAUUUAUCGACUUGAAUAAAUCAAAUUACGCUUCUAAAGUGUACUAUAAUUAUAUAUAUACAUAAUAUUAUGUAAAUAUAGGAGACUACUUAUAUCUAUUAACUAUAUUAGUGAAUGUUGUAAUUUGUAUAUAAGUAAUGAAAAUUAAAUUUUAAAUACAUAGAUA